UAAGUAGCUUAACUAGUUCUAAAUUUGUUUGGGGGAAAAAAAGAUAAAAUUGUAAACAUUUGAUUAGUUUUAUUUGAACAUUGCUAAUAGUAACUUUAUUACUACUAUAAGGAUAAAAAGAAAAAAAUAAAAUUAAAGAACAGAAUGCGAUCUGAAAUUUGUGGUUUCAUUCCACAGUGAAGAAGUUUAUAGAUCGAUUCUAAAAAAAAAGAAGUUUACAGAUCCGUUCUUCUUCUCUCAAACACGAAUUAAGACGGUGGCUUCAAUGAUUGCUCCGACGGUAGGGAAAACCCUACUCGCAUCAGCAGUUAUUUUUGUCUCUGUUGCUCUAGCCCUAAUUUUGUUCUCGCCUUCCUUCCAAUUUUCUCAAACGUUGCCCAUUUCUCCGCCGUCAGAACGAGCUGAGAUUUGGAGUUUGAGGAGAUUAAUCGAAUGGCGGCCUUGUAAUUGGUGGCUUCAAGGCCAUCUUGCGGCUCUGCCAGAAAAGAGCAAUGGGUAUAUUCGCAUUGAUUGCUAUGGUGGGCUCAAUCAGAUGAGGAGGGAUUUCUGUGAUGGUGUUGGUAUUGCUCGCUUGCUGAAUGCCACUCUUGUUUUACCAAAAUUUGAGGUUGCUGCAUAUUGGAAUGAAUCUAGUGGAUUCGGAGAUGUAUUUGAUGUGGAUUACUUCAUCCAAAAAAUGAACGGAUUUGUUCAGGUAGUAAAAGAGUUGCCUGUGGAACUUGUAUCAAAAGAGCCUUUUCGAGUUGAUUGUAGCAAGCGUAAAGGCUUAUUUGAUUAUGUAGAAACUGUACUUCCAUCGCUCUUGGAGCACCACUACAUUUCAAUCACUCCUGCAAUGAGUCAAAGAAGGGACAGGUAUCCAUUGUCUGCUAAAGCUGCUCUUUGUCAGGCUUGCUAUAGUGCUCUGCAAUUAACCGAAAAAUUGGAGAAGAAAGGUUUCGAGCUUCUAGGAGCUAUACCCAAACCCUUCCUUGCACUUCAUCUGCGGUUUGAACCGGACAUGGUAGCUUAUAGCCAAUGUGAGUACUCCAGCCUUUCUCCUGCAUCUGUCCAAGCAAUAGAGGCUGCACGAGGAGAUAGGAAGCCCUGGACUGGAGAACAAGCUCGUCUUUGGAGAAGCAGGGGGAAGUGUCCGCUUACACCAAACGAAACGACAAUAAUCCUUCAAGCUCUUUCUAUACCAACAGACACAAAUAUAUACUUGGCAGCUGGGGAUGGUCUAAUGGAACUUGAAGGCCUAACUUCGGUGUAUGCAAAUGUAUAUACCAAAUCCAGCCUUUUAGAUGGUGAUGACUUCAGAAACAUGCAUGGGAACACCAAAGCUGCACUGGAUUACUACGUCUCUAUAAAUAGUGAUUCAUAUAUGGCAACGUAUUUCGGCAAUAUGGAUAAAAUGGUUGCAGCUAUGCGUGCUUUCAAGGGAUUAUACAGAACGCUUUUCUUGAGCCGGAGGGCGUUUGCAGUUCUCACUUCACAGGGGCUUGAGGGGAACUCGUUAAUGGAUGCCCUGUGGAAGGUUCAUAGAAAUGAUUAUGUAAUGGGUGUAGGAUCUGCUUUGCCUGAUUGCUUCUGCGAAUUCAAAUUAUGAGGUACAGAUUUUGUUAUCGUUUUCACCCUAGUUGAAGUUAUUCUUUCAAGAUGAGUUUUGAUCAGUAUCUUAAUAGCGGUGAAAUUUGUUGAAAAAGAAUUUGUAGUCACAUUUGUUGUAUUCAUCUAUUCUAAGUUAUAUUUGUAUCAAUGUAUUUUUCAAGUUGAACAGUAUGAAUCUUACCCAAUGAUAGUCGUUUUUUAAGUUAAA
Molecule: messenger RNA, 1798 nt
Organism: Salvia miltiorrhiza (redroot sage)
Lineage: Eukaryota; Viridiplantae; Streptophyta; Magnoliopsida; Lamiales; Lamiaceae
Product: O-fucosyltransferase 13
Exons: 6
Coding region: 266-1588 (440 amino acids)
Cellular component (GO): cytoplasm
Source: RefSeq, a predicted model, not a curated record